UUACAGUGCAUUUUUGGAAGUUCGCCUCUUUGAACAUGAGGUAGAUCUACCUAAAGUUAUUAUGUUCUAUACAUCCAAAUUCUGAAUAGCAUAUAAGAAGAUAAAACCGUGAAAACACUUUGCAUGCGCAACGAGUCGAAAAUUGACCAAGCUGCACCCAGGCAGGCACCAGAGUGUUGAUAGCUUGAACCUGAAAGAACCGAACUUGAAUUAUUUGGCGAACACCCUGAAGGUUGCAGCUAAUACAGACAGCGUCCCGCCAUGUUCCCCCCCGGGUCGCUACUUCAGUUAGACUGGUACCGCAGCCAAGAAGGAAGGGAGGUCUUCAGCCAUUUUAUGCAAAAUAAUGGCCUGAAGAGGAAAACAUUUGGUUUACUGGAGAGGCCAAACAUUCCUUCUCUGGAAGAAUUCACCUAUAAAUUGUUUCUUGUGGGGAAGACUGGCGUGGGGAAGACAAGCACUGCAGCCAAGUUGAGUGGCAAUGAUGUACCUUCCGUUCAUUGUGAGACAUCAGGAAUUCAGACCAGCACGAUAUAUAUGCCAGCUCGGAAUCUUCAACUGAACAAGACGGUGCUCUUCAACAUUCAGUUGUGGGAUGCUGGGGAGAACGCACUGAGGAAGUUUGAUCAUGUUCUCCCGGCCUGUGUUGACAAGGUGGAUGGGAUCCUCCUCCUGUUCUCGUUCGUGGACAAGGGCAGUUUUGAGGAGAUCCCCCAGCUCAUCACGAGACUGACUGAUCCUGAUGAUGGUGUGUGUAAAGUGGUCAUCGGAACCAAAUUUGAUCAGCACGCCCACAGCGAGAUAACGCAGAGGGACAUUCGUGAUUUUGAAAGCACAUGGAAAAUACCUAUAUUGAAGAUCAAGAAUGUUCCAGAAUACCAUCACACGGACAGUCGAAAUGAUCUGAGUGACAUCCUGCCGAUCUUAAACUCAAUCUGUGAGCAUCUGUGGCACAGGGAUGUGUUACUGGCUGGUAGAUCACAGAACAAAGGUCACAUGGACCACAGGAUAGCAUACUGCUGAAGUCAAAGGUCACAGACAACCGGAUAGUGUAUUGCUGAAGUCAGGGGUGACACAGACAACAGGAUAGUGUGUUGCUGAAGUCAAAGGUCACAGACAACCGGAUAGUGUAUUGCUGAAGUCAGGGGUGACACUGACAACAGGAUAGUGUAUUGCUGAAGUCAGGGGUGACAUUGACAACAGGAUAGUGUAUUGCUGAAGUCAGGGGUGACGCAGACAACCGGAUAGUGUAUUGCUGAAGUCAGGGGUCACUCGGACAACAGGAUAGUGUAUUGCUGAAGUCAGGGGACAAGGGACAACAGGAUAGUGUAUAGCUGAAGUCAAGGGACAAGGGACAACAGGAUAGUGUAUUGCUGACAUCAGGGGUGACACAGACAACAGGAUAGUGAAUUGCUGAAGUCAGGGGUCACUUUGACAACAGGAUAGUGUAUAGCUGAAGUCAGGGGUGACACUGACAACCGGAUAGUAUAUUGCUGAAGUCAGGUGUGACAUUGACAACAGGAAAGUAUAUUGCUGAAGUCAGGGGUGACACUGACAACAGGAUAGUGUAUUGCUGAAGUCAGGGGUGACACUGACACCAGGAUAGUGUAUUGCUAAAGUCAGGGGUGACACAGACAACAGGAUAGCAUAUUGCUGAAGUCAAAGGUCACAGACAACCGGAUAGUGUAUUGCUGAAGUCAGGGGUGACACUGACAACAGGAUAGUGUAUUGCUGAAGUCAGGGGUGACAUUGACAACCGGAUAGUGUAUUGCUAAAGUCAGGGGUGACACUGACAACAGGAUAGUGUAUUGCUGAAGUCAGGGGUGACACAGACAACCGGAUAGUGUAUUGCUGAAGUCAGGGGACAAGGGACAACAGGAUAGUGUAUAGCUGAAGUCAAGGGACAAGGGACAACAGGAUAGUGUAUUGCUGAAGUCAGGGGUGACACAGACAACCGGAUAGUGUAUUGCUGAAGUCAGGGGUGACACAGACAACCGGAUAGUGUAUUGCUGAAGUCAGGGGACAAAGGACAACAGGAUAGUGUAUAGCUGAAGUCAAGGGACAAGGGACAACAGGAUAGUGUAUUGCUGACUUCAGGGGUGACACUGACAACAGGAUAGUGUAUUGCUGAAGUCAGGGGUCACUUGGACAACAGGAUAGUGUAUAGUUCAAGUCAGGGGUCACUUGGACAACAGGAUAGUGUAUUGCUGACUUCAGGGGGACACAGACAACAGGAUAGUGAAUUGCUGAAGUCAGGGGUCACUUGGACAACAGGAUAGUGUCUUGCUGAAGUCAGGGGUCACUUGGACAACAGGAUAGUGUAUAGUUGAAGUCAAGGAACAAGGGACAACAGGAUAGUGUCUUGCUGAAGUCAGGGGUCACUUGGACAACAGGAUAGUGUCUUGCUGAAGUCAGGGGUCACAGACAACAGGAUAGUGUCUUGCUGAAGUCAGGGGUCACAGACAACAGGAUAGUGUCUUGCUGAAGUCAGGGGUCACUUGGACAACAGGAUAGUGUAUAGUUGAAGUCAAGGAACAAGGGACAACAGGAUAGUGUCUUGCUGAAGUCAGGGGUCACUUGGACAACAGGAUAGUGUCUUGCUGAAGUCAGGGGUCACAGACAACAGGAUAGUGUCUUGCUGAAGUCAGGGGUCACUUGGACAACAGGAUAGUGUCUUGCUGAAGUCAGGGGUCACAGACAACAGGAUAGUGUCUUUCAUAAGUCAGGGUUCACAUGGACAACAGGAUAGUGUGUUGCUGAAGUCAGGGGUGUUGAACACUGUCAGUAGUACUUCAGCCAGCUCCCUGUGGCUUAUAUUGUCAUCACAGACGACAAUGGCAUGUGCAUUGCUCCAUCGGAAAGGGUUCAGUGUGACACAAGGAAGGACAGGCUGAUGGGACAAGGCCUCAUGGACAACAAACUUGCAUGUUGCUGAAUACACAAAUAUACUGAUGGAAAACAACAAGGGAAGAUACAUUUGACAUGCCACGUGUUCUUGAAGGUGACCAGGUUUUUUCAUUAACAUAUUGAACGAAGGCAUUGGUUCCCUUUUCGACAUUCUUCUUUUUUAGGGUUUUCGGAAUCAGUGCAAGGAGAGUUGGACAAGAAGGUUGAUUUCACAGAAAACAAAAGCAAGUUUUGAAGAUAUAUGGUCAGAAUACUGAUGCUGUGAUGUUAUUACAGACAAUGUUUAAGCAUUUACAGUUAUUAAGAAUAUAGUCAUACUUUUAACCAUGGAAACAGAUAACAAAGAUUCUUCUAUAUUUGUAAAGUACAUUUUUAUUUGGAGACAUUUUAUGCCAAAAUAGGUGUUUUGUGUACAUGAAUAAAUCAACAUAAAACAUAAAGACAACAGUUGUUUGUGCGCCAAAAUACAACCGGACAUGAAACUGGAUUGAGAAGAGUGAGUGGGGGUUAACACAACCUUUUGCUGUAUGUGGUUAAAAUAUUCCUUUUACUUAAAUGAUAUGAAUUAUACUUUUUAUGCAAAACUUAACAGUAAAUUAUUUCCAAUAUACUGUAAAUCUUGAAAUUAACGUGAGCGUGAAUUAAAUGCGAAAAAUUCAUGUGUUCUUUGCUCGCAUUUUUAAACGUCGCAUUUAUAUCAACAAUAAGACAUUUUGGAUAGCAAAAAUACCAACUUAGACAUACGCUGAUAUAUUCCACACCACUGUUUUUU
Messenger RNA from Haliotis rufescens (red abalone), 3679 nucleotides. Its product is annotated as ciliogenesis and planar polarity effector 2-like. The coding region runs from base 262 to 1023 and encodes 253 amino acids. Gene Ontology annotation, molecular function: GTP binding; GTPase activity. The transcript is spliced from 5 exons. The record is from RefSeq and is a predicted model, not a curated record. NCBI's taxonomy places the organism in Eukaryota, Metazoa, Mollusca, Gastropoda, Lepetellida, Haliotidae.